Molecule: messenger RNA, 303 nt
Organism: Bipolaris maydis ATCC 48331
Lineage: Eukaryota; Fungi; Ascomycota; Dothideomycetes; Pleosporales; Pleosporaceae
Source: RefSeq, a predicted model, not a curated record
AUUGUUGUGGGUGCAGCGGGAAUGUUGUCUUUCAAUCCCAAAUCAGUCACAGUUUCUAUUGGGACCAUACUACGGUUCAACUUCCUUAGUCUCAACCAUACACUGACUCAAAGUUCUCUCGAUAACCCUUGUUCAAACAGCUCGCGUUUUGAUACUGGCUUCAACCAAUUUAAUCCGAAAAACAUAAGUGGGAAGUUUCUUAUUGAUUAUCCAGUCAACACUACAGAGCCUAAAUGGUUUUACUGUGCUCAGAAAAUCCCCAGGUCUCAUUGUGAAGCGGGUAUGGUUUUCAGCCUUAAUCCU